Molecule: messenger RNA, 1844 nt
Organism: Mugil cephalus (flathead mullet)
Lineage: Eukaryota; Metazoa; Chordata; Actinopteri; Mugiliformes; Mugilidae
Gene: vtnb
Product: vitronectin b
Exons: 8
Coding region: 117-1466 (449 amino acids)
Biological process (GO): cell-matrix adhesion; cell adhesion mediated by integrin; immune response
Molecular function (GO): extracellular matrix binding; polysaccharide binding; scavenger receptor activity
Source: RefSeq, a predicted model, not a curated record
UGGACUCAGUGGUGCACCCCAUCUGGGGAAGUCAGCUCAAAGUGGUAGCUUGUCGUUGCAAACAGGCGGAUAAAUAAAAAAAAUUGCUGCAUCUUUUGAUUUGAAACCAGAAGAACAUGAAGGCAGCCGUGGUUCUGCUCGGCCUCGGCCUCCUGUUGGACACCACCUUUGCUGCAGAAGAGUCGUGCCAGGGCCGCUGUGGCUCCUUCAGCUCCCAGAGCAAAUGUCAGUGCGACUCCAUGUGCGUGUACUACGCAAGCUGCUGCGGCGACUACUUCACGACCUGCCCCAGAAAGAUCACUCGAGGUGACACCUUCGCGGACGCGGAUACCGUGACGGGAGCGACGACUCCGACCUACUACACGACUCUCAUGCCAACUUCAAACACAGUUGCACCAGCCAAGCCCUCCUCUCCCCCGUUUGUCCCCAACAAAGACGACACGGAGGCCAUAGAGCCUGACGCGGCGCCCUGCAGCGGUCAAGCUUUUGAUGCCUUUCUGCAGCUGAAGAACGGGUCGGUGUACGCGUUCAGAGGGGACUAUUUUUUCGAGCUGGAUGACAAGUCCGUACUUCCUGGUUACCCCAAACUCAUCCAGGAUGUGUGGGGAAUCUCUGGGCCCAUCAGCGCUGCGUUCACACGCAUCAACUGCCAGGGAAAAUCCUACAUCUUCAAGGGUAACAAGUACUGGAGGUUUGACGGCGAUGUCCUGGAUGAGGACUAUCCACGGGACAUUUCAGUCGGCUUUGAAGGCAUACCAGAGGACAUCGACGCCGCGUUUGCCGUGCCGGCGCCAAGUCACCGUGGCAAAGAGAAAGCCUACUUCUUCAAAGGAGACAAAUAUUAUCAGUAUGAGUUCAAGCACCAACCUUCCCACGAGGCGUGUGUCCAGAUAAGCGAGUCCUCGCCGUCCUUGCUCUUCACUCGGUACACGGGCGUCUACUGCGAGCAGACAUGGGAGGACCUCUUCGCAGAUCUCUUUGGAGGCCCCCGCAGCAGUCCCCACACGGGUCCCCAUCUCAUCACCAGGGACUGGCAGGGCAUCAGGCCUCCGGUGGAUGCCGCCAUGGUGGGACGAGUCCACCUCAGUCCCCCGCCCACGCCAACCUCUCCUACGCUGACUACGAAGCGCAGACGUCGAAGGAAGAGGCCCAGCAAGAAGAGAGGACAGCGAAGGAGGCACAGCCGCUCUGUGUGGGAUUACUUGUUCCUUGACGACUUGUACGAUGACUUGUUUGACUUCACCGACUACAGCUACACCCUAGAGGAGCCCAUCACACCGCAGUACCAGAGCGUCCCGGAUCAAAAUGUGUAUUUCUUCAAGAAAGAUAAAUACUACAGAGUGUCUCUGAAGACAAAACGUGUGGACGCUGCCUUCCCUCCUUACCCGCGAUCCAUUGCCAAAUACUGGCUGGGCUGUGAGCAGGAAGAGAUGCCUGAUGCAUCAAGGGCAGAGAAGAAGAAAUAAGCCAGCUGACCCGCAGUCUGGAGACGGAGAAAUGCACCUGUAUGUUUUAAACAAUACAGUAUGAGCUUACUAACGAGAGCACAUGUUACUUUUGUUGUUGCAGCAUUUAGUACACGAACAAUGCUUUUCCACUGCUUCCUUAGCUGAAUAUAUCGAAACUGUGCAUGGUUUAAUGAACUUUAGAUUUUAGUCUCGUUUGUUUUUUGGUUCGCUGUCCAAAUAUAUACACACGUACAAGUAAUGCAUAUAGUAGCUUUUUGCAUAUAUAGUAACAUUAACCACUGACCCUUGACUUAAACCAAGUUCUGACCUGAAGUCCAUUAAAACGAGUCAAUGUGUCCUCUCAAAAUAAAUAAAUAAACAUCUAUUAAGCUCAAA